GUUGUAUUUCAAUGUACUAUAGUGCAUUUUGUAGAAGAUUUCAUUGUCUAUACAGGAUGUGCUAAAAAUUGCUCUAGGUCAAAGGAAUUUGUGGUCAUAACAAUCGUUUUAUUGGAAAAAUUAGCUUGUUUUUUUUUAAGGGUACUUGGUUUAACUUUUUUCGGCAACGAAAAAUUUAUUUAAAACUUAAACAAUAUCAGGUUUUGUUGAGUGUUUUGAGCUUGUUCCAAUGAUGUAUAAUUUAAGACAAUGAAAUGCAUGAUAAAAUUAAAAAAACAAGAAAUACGCAAUUCUUCAGCUUUAGAAGAAAAUUUAUUGGAACUUUUUUCAAAAAGAUUUCUUUCUCAACAAGCAAAAGUUUCCCAAGGCUAAAAGCUUGGAUUUGUAGGUAACUUUGGAUGGGGAAUCUGAAAAUUGUAUUUAAAAAACUAUUCAUUUUUCGCAGGUUUGAUCGAUACAAUUUCUCUUUAGUACACGUUUAGCAUUUUCAUCACACUUGAAAUUCUUUAAGUAUGUUUUUAUUCCUUCAAUUAGUUUUAAUUCAAAACGGUGUAAAAACGGUACGUUUAUGGUGACCGUUUAAGUGCCGUUAUUAGGUCGUUUUUAUAACGUACCUUACGCUUUUAAACCGUAAAUUAACGGUGUAAAAACGGUACAUUGACGCUGAUCGUAAACGGCGUGUUUUUAUACCGUUAACGGGCCGUUUUUAUGAUGGCCGUUAAUGGGCCGUUUACACGCCGUUAACGGACCGUUCUGUUUGGCCUGGGUUGCGUCGUCCCUAAAUCUCAAACGAGAGUUUUCUUCUUUUUUCCACUCUAUUAAAGUACUAUGUCUCUAUUUCAGCAAAUUUAACCGUCAUUCUUGUGCUCUCUAUCUUUUAGUCUCGUCGUUAUUCGGUAGAAGAUGUUUGUGUAGACGAUCACGGUGGUGUUUUAGUCUUUUGGUCAUCUACAUGGUUGAAUAACACAAACAUUGGUUUCAAUGAUGACAAUAUACUGAUGGCACGAUAUGAUGAUCAGGCUACUCAAUGGUAUCAAGUGGAAACAAUUAUUGAUACACACGAACCUGAAAUUUCUCGUGUUCAAUGGCAAUCCACAUAUGUUCAUUAUGAUCAAUUGAGUGAUGAUUUGAAAGUUCAGGUCUAUGAAUUUAUCUCCCGCGGUGCAAUAAACUCUUGUUUAGAUGUUCCGGAAACUGUUUUAGAUCUUCUGUAA
Didymodactylos carnosus is the source of this 1214-nucleotide messenger RNA. Lineage: Eukaryota; Metazoa; Rotifera; Eurotatoria; Philodinida; Philodinidae. The record is from the annotation of a GenBank genome assembly.